This is a messenger RNA of Aphanomyces astaci, 782 nucleotides long. RefSeq lists its product as hypothetical. NCBI's taxonomy places the organism in Eukaryota, Oomycota, Saprolegniomycetes, Saprolegniales, Verrucalvaceae. The transcript has a single exon. The coding region runs from base 15 to 719 and encodes 234 amino acids. The record is from RefSeq and is a predicted model, not a curated record.
GUCGACCGACUCCAAUGAGUAAGGUUGCUGGGAUUCCUCUGACCACUGUCGGCGCCGUGGCGGUUGGUGCGGUGCUCCUGUAUAAUGGAAUCAAGGUAGUACGUGGCAAGUUGUACGACUUUGUCUUUGUGGGUCUCUCCACGGGGUGGUACCGCGAAGUCCUGGACCUCCUGGCCCCAAAGAGCCGAAUGCUUGACGUGGGCAUUGGCACUGGCAUGGCGCUCCUCCACAACAAGGCGUUAGUCGAAUCGAAGAACCUCGUGGUGGACGGUGUGGAUUACGACAAGGACUACAUCGUCGACUGCAAGAACAACGUGAUUGCCCACGGUCUCGCCGAUUCCAUCCAUGUCCACCACGCUUCCAUCUACGACUACACGUCGCCCACGCCAUACGAUGCCGUGUACUUCAGUGCGUCGCUCAUGAUCAUGCCGGACCCCGUAGAAGCCCUCCGCCACACGGCCAGUCUCUUGACGCCCACCGGCCGCGUCUACGUGACGCAAACCAUCCAAACCCAAAAGUCGUGGCUCAUGGAAGUCGGCAAGCCGCUGCUCAAGUUCCUCACGACUGUUGACUUUGGCAACGUCACGUACGAAGACGACUUUGAACGCACUGCCGCCGCCGCGGGCCUCCGCAUCGUCGUGAACCAGGCCAUCUCGGGCUCCACCAAGCAGUCGGUGCGUUCAUUCCGGCUGUUUGUGCUGGAGAAGGCUUCCCAAUAGUUAUAGAUUGUGCUGCCAUUUUGCAAUGAACCACGCAAGUCGUCGUAUUGUUUUGCUCUCCUU